Messenger RNA from Pelobates cultripes (western spadefoot toad), 333 nucleotides. The record is from the annotation of a GenBank genome assembly. Lineage: Eukaryota; Metazoa; Chordata; Amphibia; Anura; Pelobatidae.
AUGGAAGGAAUUAACCAGCGCAUGGAGGAAGUGGAAAAGAGAUUGUAUUUUCAAGAGCAAUCACAUCUGGACUUGGUUGACACAGUAAAGGCAAGUCAAAAACAAGUGAAUCAACAGGCGGAGAAGUUGGCAGAUGCUGAGGACAGAAGUAGACGUAAUAACUUAAGGAUCAGAGGGAUCCCUGAUAAUAUCGACACUGCGGAAAUACCAAACAUCUGUCAAAAUAUGGUGAGGGCAGUUAAACCGAAUGCCACUAAUUCGGAAUUAUUAUUAGAUCGUAUUCACCGCUGCCCAAACCUAGAAGUGCACCUGCGGCUGUGCCCAAGGAUGUAA